Nymphaea colorata (pocket water lily) is the source of this 1246-nucleotide messenger RNA. Its product is annotated as transcription factor FER-LIKE IRON DEFICIENCY-INDUCED TRANSCRIPTION FACTOR-like. Gene Ontology annotation, biological process: regulation of DNA-templated transcription. The record is from RefSeq and is a predicted model, not a curated record. The transcript is spliced from 4 exons. NCBI's taxonomy places the organism in Eukaryota, Viridiplantae, Streptophyta, Magnoliopsida, Nymphaeales, Nymphaeaceae. Gene Ontology annotation, cellular component: nucleus. Bases 238 to 1002 code for a protein of 254 amino acids. Gene Ontology annotation, molecular function: protein dimerization activity; sequence-specific DNA binding; DNA-binding transcription factor activity.
GAAAUUUCUUUUCUUUUGUUUAAUUCAGAUGGAUUCAUGUUCUCAACGCUCUCCAUGAUUCAACAGAGACGCAAGUUACAGAAUCAAAGAAAGGAAUGUGUAUAUGAAUAAUUUUAUGAAGCGUAUCCAAUUGAUAAACUCAUUGUUAUACGAUUUCAAAGAUGCAUAUAUGUGGAGAAAGGAGGAGGAGGGAGAGAGAACUGUGAUGCCAUCUCUCUCUGAUCUGUUGUCUGUGACAUGGAGAACGUCCAUUCGUUGGAGCAGCUGCUGGGUAUUCUAGAGGAAGACCUCCAUGAAGAUGCAGAGUCCUUGAGAUCAUCCUCACAGGCUGCGUUUUCUUCCAUUGUUGAAAACUUGUUUGAUCUCAGCUGUGCUGAAGAGCCUUCCCUGCCUGCUGAACCAGUAGCUCAUGUUUCUUCGUCUUCUGCAAAACCACCAAUGAGCAGAGCCAGUCUCCGUGCCUUGGAGAGGAAGAGGAGGGACAAGCUGAAGGACAAGCUCUUGGCACUCCGCUCCUUGGUUCCUUUCAUCACAAAGAUGGAUAAAGCUUCAAUCGUGGGGGAUGCGGUCGUCUAUGUGCAGAAGUUGCACAAGGAAGCCAUGGAACUCGAACAAGAAAUCCGAGAGCUCGAGUUGUCGUUUGGUUGCAGUGGACAUGGGGAGUAUGAUACAGAUGACAAGUUUAAGCUUUCUGGAGUCUCUGAUCAGCCGCGUCAUGAUUCUUACAGAAUUUUGCAGCUGGACGUGUUUCUGGUUGAGCAGAGAAGAUUCUAUGUCAAAGUCAUAUGCAGCGUGAAGAAAGGAGUGGCGCUGGCCCUGUUGCAGGCCGUGGAGUCCCUUGCUUGUUUACAUGUGCAGAGCUCAAACAUGGCUGCCUUUGACUCAUUUAUUGUCUUCACCUGCACGGUUCAGGCUGCGCAAUGCUUAGAAGAAAGCAACGAGCUCACCUUGAAGAUGAAGCUGAUGGCUGCUUUCAUCAAACGAAAGUUUGUCCAUCUUUGAGUUAUGAUGCAAAAGCAAGUGAAAGUUGGCGCCCGCAGAUGUUACAUCAGAAGGUGAUCAACAUCAGCCAAGCUAUGGAACCAAAUAGAUUUUGAUGUCCUGAUUUUCCUUGUUGGAGAGUCUGAAUCAGAAACUUCAGAUCAAAUGGUUCCUUUAACAAUGGGCAGAAUUUUAUUGUUUUACGGGUGUAAGUUUGGAGUUGCUUUUUCCUUCAUUUCGAAGAAUUAGCAAGAUUUUACUGCAA